UCUAUUGGGUAGCUCAAUUUUCAAAAGGUUAUCCAUCGGAGCUCUAUCGGCUCAUCGUCAUUUCUGUCUCUCUCCGGUCGCCGUUUCCAUGGCAUCCCAGUUUAUCCGUGAAUGGAGUGGGAUUCAACAAUUCCCUCUUGCCACCCAGGAGAAGCUUCUGGAAUUGUUGGGAAGACUAAAGGAGAAGAAAAAGGACAGGUUGACGAUCCUCGUAAUGGGGAAAGGUGGAGUUGGAAAAUCUUCGACUGUGAACUCUAUUAUUGGUGAGAGAGCAGUUACUGUCAACGCCUUCCAGUCGGAGACACCAAGACCUACAAUGGUUUCUCGGGAACGGUCAGGUUUCACGCUGAACAUCAUUGACACACCAGGCAUUGUCGAAGGAGGAUACAUCAACAACCAAGCCCUUGACAUCAUCAAAAGGUUCCUUCUGAACAAGACGAUAGAUGUUUUGCUUUAUGUGGACCGGCUAGAUGCCUACAGGGUUGAUUCGUUGGAUGUGAAGAUUGUGAAAGCCAUAAGCAAUAGUUUUGGUCAAGAAAUAUGGCAUAGAGCAAUUAUAGUGCUCACACAUGCUCAGCUAUCCCCUCCAGACUGUCUUAGUUAUGAUGAGUUUUUAGCAAGAAGAUCCGAGGCUCUUCUCAAGGUUGUACAUCUUGGUGCUAGGUUCAAAAAGAAAGAUAUCCAGAAGUUCUCUAUUCCUGUGGGCUUGGUUGAGAACAGUAGCAGAUGUAAUAAAAACGAUAAGGAUGAAAAGAUUCUUCCAAAUGGAACUGCUUGGAUUCCGAGCAUAGUUGAAACGAUCACGAAAGUGGCUUUGACCGAUAGCAAAUGCAUAUUGGUUGACCAGAAGUUGAUCGAUGGACCCAACCCGAACGAUAGAGGGAAACUUUUCAUUCCUCUGAUCCUUGCAUUUCAAUACUUCUUUGUCUUGCAACCACUUCAAAGAUCGAUCAAGACCGAUGUUGAGAACGCGGUAAAGUCUAAGUGGGAAUGAUCACUCCGAAUCCUUCACCAUGUUAUCCACAACAGUCAUUGAGCAACGACGAUCCACCCUGGUAUGCUUUUGUUAGAGAACAAGUUUUGUUUGAUUUAAAAACUUCUACCUUUUUCUUGAAUCCGAAAGAUGUGUUACAUUCAUCUUCUUGUUCAUUGUUCUUGCUCAUGUAUCAAUCGGGAGAAAUCGCGAGUUUUUAUGCAUGAAA
Molecule: messenger RNA, 1202 nt
Organism: Cynara cardunculus var. scolymus (artichoke)
Lineage: Eukaryota; Viridiplantae; Streptophyta; Magnoliopsida; Asterales; Asteraceae
Product: translocase of chloroplast 34-like
Exons: 8
Coding region: 89-994 (301 amino acids)
Biological process (GO): intracellular protein transport
Cellular component (GO): chloroplast outer membrane
Molecular function (GO): GTP binding; protein-transporting ATPase activity
Source: RefSeq, a predicted model, not a curated record